AUGUGGGAAAGCUUUAGGGACAUCAGAUAUCUCCUUCCGGACGGUCUCUUCACAGAGGAACUUUUUAAGAUCUCCCUCAUACAACUAUUCUCGGCACUAGACUACCUGCAUACAGAGUGUAAACUUGUUCAUACAGACAUCAAAGCCGACAAUUUACUUUCCCAAAUUGAAGAUGAAUCCAUCCUCGAUGCAUUUACUGAAGCGGAGAUGAGCCAUCCUUUUCCUCGGAAAUCUGUCAAUGGCGUAACAGUGUAUGCCUCGAGGCAGCUGGCAGUUCCAAAAAUUCUUCGGUGGCUGAAUACACCAGUAGAUUGA
Molecule: messenger RNA, 315 nt
Organism: Lachnellula hyalina
Lineage: Eukaryota; Fungi; Ascomycota; Leotiomycetes; Helotiales; Lachnaceae
Exons: 2
Coding region: 1-315 (104 amino acids)
Biological process (GO): protein phosphorylation
Molecular function (GO): ATP binding; protein kinase activity
Source: RefSeq, a predicted model, not a curated record